Carassius auratus (goldfish) is the source of this 2048-nucleotide messenger RNA. RefSeq names its product pleckstrin homology-like domain family A member 1. Lineage: Eukaryota; Metazoa; Chordata; Actinopteri; Cypriniformes; Cyprinidae. The transcript has a single exon. Bases 159 to 587 code for a protein of 142 amino acids. The record is from RefSeq and is a predicted model, not a curated record. Gene Ontology annotation, molecular function: phosphatidylinositol phosphate binding. Gene Ontology annotation, biological process: positive regulation of apoptotic process.
GCGCAUGCAGUGGGCGGUCCGCGCGUGAGAGAAAACCCCCGCGCGCGCUCCGUCCUCGCAGACUAGGGACUUCCAUCCAUCCAUCCAUCCCUCCAACCGUCCUUCCCACCCUCAGCCCCAAACCAGAACCCGAAGUGUUUGAUGCACGAUCGGAGGCGAUGCUGGAGUCCGGUGGCGGCGGCGCGCGCGUGCUGAAGGAGGGCGCGCUGGAGAAGCGCAGCGAGGGUCUGCUGCAGCUGUGGAAGAAGAAGCGCUGCGUGCUCACGGAGGAGGGACUGGUGCUUCACCCACCCAAACACCACAGCCACGACACCGGCUGCAAGGCGAAGGAGCUGCACUUCGCCAACAUGAAGACGGUGGACUGCGUGGAGCGCAAGGGCAAGUACGUGUACUUCACGGUGGUGAUGUCCGAGGGCCGAGAGAUCGACUUCAGGUGCCCGCAGGACGAGGGCUGGAACGCGGAGAUCACGCUCCAGAUGGUCCAGUACAAGAACCGCCAGGCGAUCCUGGCCGUGAAGUCCAGCCGACAGAAGCAGCAGCAGCUGCUCAUGGUCUCCGCGCAGAAGAUGCUCCGAAACUCGCAGUGAGAGCCGUGGAGAUCCACGGACGUGUUCCCUCGCGAGCGGCGCUUUUUAUUAGUGUCACCUUGUGCACUUGGACGCGCGCGCGGACGCUCUUCAUGCACUGAAAGACAUCACGUCCGAAUAAGCACCGGGAAUAUCUCCUCGGAGACUGUACGGGGACCGGGGCAAGUUGUCACAGCGAGGUUCAGAGCCAAAAGUCAAUUUGCAUGAACGCUCGUAUAUUAUCCAGAUGUGGUUAUGCGACUUAAAUUAGGAUGGGUUCUGUGGAUUUUUUUGGGGUUAUAUGCAUUCUGUGAACGGUAAAACCAUGAUAAGAGUCAAAAACAUAGAAGGCGAUUUCAGAUGAAUUGGGAAAAAUGUCUAAAUUAUCGUGAAUGAGCUCCUAAUGAAAGUCGAUUUGAAAUUUCUAUUCAGGACAAGAGGAUUUUCCAAAAUUUUCAGGCUGGGGCAAGUUGUCACAUCGAUAUAUAUAUAUAUUAUUUUGUUGUUUUGUACAUAUUUGUUCUAUUUUGUUCAAUAAGUAAAAAUAUAUAUUGGCCUAUGUUUUAAAAAUCAUUCAAAAAAAUGUUUAAUGUUCCCAUUGUGACAACAUGCCCCGCUAUAUGCAUUAAAUUAACUGUAUUUUAUAGAACGGAGUAGUCUAAAAGUUCAUCUGAUUUUAUUUUUUAGCAAAGACUUUAGAGUCUGUAUUCAUACAAAAAUGGACUGGUCGAAAAUGUACACUGGAGUAUAAGGUGUGACAACUAGCCCCGUCUUGUAUGUCCAUGUGUUGUAAAUGUGAAACGUGUGCAGUGCGUCGUCGCUCGAACAGAAAUGCCACCAUUACAUCACUUUCCAUUUGAGCGCAGCUGCAUUUGUCAGUCUUGUGUGGCUCCCGACAUGUAAUCGAUAUCUUCCGGGGGAUCUGGAAGGCGCAAGGCCGGUGUGUAACGCUCCAGAUCGCAGUGUGUCGGGAUUUUAAUGAGACUCAUAAACGCAGUUCAGUUCAGUGUCAUUCACGGAGUCUCUCACUGGAGAUGCACAGCGUUUAAUGCGGACAUGAAAUCAAUCUGCAUAUAUUUCUGUAUUUAUUUGUACAUUUUUUUUUUGUAACCUGUCAUUUACAUAUUUGAAUGCUUAAGUACACUUUUAUGCAUUUCAGAAUCUUAGAAUAAGCUUUUGGUGCAACUGGAUUGGAUGCAAGAUUCACAUUUGACCAAGUGCUUUUUGUUGUUGUUGUUCAAACCAAAGAAUGUCAAAACAUUUUAUUGGGUGCAUCUACAUCAUGUUGACAUGACGUGACUCCUAUUUUGUUACGUUUCGCAGUUUUGCAAUCAUUGACUUUUAUUGAUUUAUGAGAAAUGUGUUCGAGCUGAUGUUUGCUUGUGUAAAAAUGGUGAUUUGUUGAAGGAACGGCAUUGUUCCCUGAGCUGAUGUGAAUGCCGCUUUCAUACCUUUUGAAAUAUACAUUCCAUUUUAAAUGAA